UCUAUGUGGGACCCGCAACUGGUGAUAUAGACAGAAAUUGAGGAUAGGAUUUGCAAAAACCAUCCAUGGGUAAGAUUUUUGAAAAAGCGGAGACAUAAAAAAAAACUUACCCAGAGCCAGAAGAAGAAGAAGGAAACGAAUUAAAAAUUAUGCAGAUUUCUUCAAGCAUUUCAAGCUCAAACACUCCUUAUUUUCUUAAACCUCAUGAACCCACAUCGCAAACAUCAUCAAGAGUCAAUUUCCUAACUGUUAGAAAGCAAGAUAAAUGGCAUCAACGUGCUCCAUCUGCUAUAAAAGGGUCUGGGUUUCCUGGGGCUGGGUCUGGUUUUCUUUCUACAAUUGAAAGAGCAGUUGUUGAAGAAGAAGAGUAUAGGAAAGCUAGGUCUGAAGUUAAAAGGAAAGGAAUUGACAUUGAAGGUUAUUUAGUUGAGGGUAUGUCAAUCGGAGGUCAUGAAACUUGUAUUAUCAUACCAAGAUUGAAUGCUGCUCUUGAUAUUGGAAGAUGUCCAUCUAGAGCUGUGAAUCAAGAUUUCUUGUUCAUAACUCAUGCUCAUCUUGAUCAUAUUGGUGGGCUUCCAAUGUAUGUUGCAACUCGUGGCCUUUACAGCUUAAAACCUCCAACAAUUUUUGUACCUUCAUGCAUCCAAGAGGAUGUGGAAAAGUUAUUCGACCUUCACAGAUCUAUGAGUCAAGUGGAUUUGGAGUUUGAUCUUGUUGCUUUGGAUAUGGGUGAUACCUAUGAAAUACGGAACGAUCUUGUUGUUAGAGCAUUUGAAACUAACCAUGUUAUUCCUAGUCAGGGCUAUUGUUUUUACUCGGUGAGGAAGAAGCUUAAGAAGCAGUACUCUCAUUUAAAAGGAAGGCAAUUUGAGAAACUAAAAAAUUCAGGUGUUGAGAUUACAGAUACUGUAUUAUCUCCAGAGGUAGCUUUUACAGGAGAUACAUCGUCCGAUUUUUUUCUUAACCCACGCAGUGCUGAUGCCUUGAGAGCUAAAGUUCUGAUUACAGAGGCCACUUUCUUGGAUGAAGCAGUUAGUGUUGAGCAUGCUCGAGAUCAUGGGCAUACUCAUUUGUUUGAGAUCAUGGAACAUGCAAAUUGGAUCCGCAACGAAACGGUACUGCUCACACAUUUUUCGUCCCGGUACAAGCUUGAGGACAUUCGGGAAGCUGUUCUGAAGCUACAGCCAAAGAUGUCAGCCAAGGUGGUUGCUUUGACAGAAGGCUUCAAAUCAAUGUACAAUAACUGAAUAACAUAUACAUGGUUUCUUCUGCACAUUAUUGAUGUAAGGAGAUGUAACCUCGUCAGUCUUCAUUAGUAAUAUUGGGUUCUUUGCUUAUACAAGUUUUUGUUUUUCUUUCUCAUGAAUAACGUUAAUGUUUUUCCUAGUUAAUAUCACGCCAUUCAUACUCGAUACUGCUCGUCCAAAAUAAACUCAUGUUUUUGAUUUUUUCUUUAA
Molecule: messenger RNA, 1457 nt
Organism: Papaver somniferum (opium poppy)
Lineage: Eukaryota; Viridiplantae; Streptophyta; Magnoliopsida; Ranunculales; Papaveraceae
Product: tRNase Z TRZ2, chloroplastic-like
Exons: 8
Coding region: 150-1247 (365 amino acids)
Source: RefSeq, a predicted model, not a curated record